Molecule: messenger RNA, 4604 nt
Organism: Dicentrarchus labrax (European seabass)
Lineage: Eukaryota; Metazoa; Chordata; Actinopteri; Moronidae
Product: A disintegrin and metalloproteinase with thrombospondin motifs 2
Exons: 25
Coding region: 96-4265 (1389 amino acids)
Biological process (GO): proteolysis; extracellular matrix organization
Cellular component (GO): extracellular matrix
Molecular function (GO): metalloendopeptidase activity
Source: RefSeq, a predicted model, not a curated record
GUUCAGUCUGCACACAGCCGCUCUCUCUCAGUCUCAGUCUCUGUCUCACUCUCUCUUUCAGUCUGUUUACCUCGCCUGUCUCUCUCUCUGUCAGGAUGGACCUGUUUUGUUAUGGAUUAUUGAUUAUUGUGUUUCUGCUGCAGAUCGACUGUUUACACUCAGUUUACAUUACUGACAACACAGAUUCUCUCCAUCAGGUUCUGUCAGAGUUCAGUGUCGUUCGUCCAAUCAGGACCAACCCAGAGGGGCUCUUCCUGUUAGCCUCUGUCUCCGCCCACCACCAACCCCGGAUUAAAACACACUCUGCAGAGGACACGCCCACCGACACAAGAAGAAACAAAAGACAGGCUCCCACAGACUCAUCACACCAGGCCCCGCCCAUAGAAACGUCACCGCCCAGCUGGAGGGGGCGGGGUUACGCAGCUGAGGAGGCGGAGCUUUUCUACAAUGUGACAGUGUUCGGUCAGGAGCUCCACCUGCGGCUGCGUCCGAACUCUCGUCUCGUUGCCCCCACCGCCACCAUGGAGUGGUGGGAGGAGUCAGGACACAAACACUCUCAGCCAAUAGGAGACACAGGCUGCCUCUACACAGGAGAGGUGUCCAACAUGGAGGACACGGCGGUUGCCAUCAGCAACUGUGACGGUCUGGCCGGGAUGAUCCGGAUGGGUCAGGAGGAGUUUUUCAUCGAGCCGUUGGAUCAAAGGAGGACAGGAGAAGAAGAUGAAGAUGAAGAUGAGGAGGAAGGAGGACGGCAACACAUUGUUUAUCGUUCUUCAGCCAUCAUCAAGAAACAACUGGCUGUCAAUCAAACUGCUGAUGACUUCCUCCGAGGUCCUCUUUUAGGUUCUCUAAACCUGAUCCAGAAUGUGUUGUGGUCAAGAUCUGGCUCAGCUCGACGACGGCGCUACAUUGAAGAGGCUGAACUAUUUAACAUCGAGGUUUUGUUAGCUGUGGAUUAUUCUGUUCUUCUUUUCCACGGCCGAGACCACAUUCAGAAAUAUCUUCUGACUCUCAUGAACAUAGUUAAUGAGAUCUAUCAGGACCAUUCUCUGGGCGCCAACAUCAACGUUGUUCUGGUCAGAAUCAUCAUGUUGUCGCCAGCAAAGUCCCUGGAGAUGAUCUCUUUGGGGAAUGCCCAGAAGAGUUUGGAGAACGUUUGUGGAUGGUCGUAUCUCCAGCAGAGGGAGCAGAGUCACGCCGAGCAGCACGACCACACCAUCUACCUGACCAGGCAGGAGUUCGGCCCCUCCGGCAUGCAGGGUUAUGCUCCAGUUAAAGGAAUGUGUCAUUUGCAUCGGAGUUGCGUCCUCGUUUUUGAGGACGGUUUUUCCUCUGCCUUUGUAGCUGCCCAUGAAACAGGACACGUCUUAGGGAUGGAGCAUGACGGUGAGGCCAAUGAUUGUGCUGAUGAUGUGCCGUUGGGCAGCAUCAUGUCUCCACGGGUUCAGGCCACCUUCCAUCGAUACCACUGGUCCAGAUGCAGCUGGAGGGAGCUGCACCAGUACCUGCAUACCUAUGACUGUCUCCGUGAUGACCCGUUCAACCAUGAUUGGCCGGCUCUGCCUCAGCUGCCAGGGUUUCAGUACUCUAUGGAUCAACAGUGUCGCUUUGACUUCGGACCAGGAUACAGUCUCUGUACUGUAUACACAACACUUGAGCCCUGUAAACAGCUGUGGUGCAGCGACUACAACAACCCGUUCUACUGUAAGACCAAGAAAGGUCCACCACUCGAUGGGACAAAGUGUGGACCGGGGAAGCACUGUUUUAAGGGUUUUUGCAUGAGGUUGACCCCUGACAUGCUGAGACAAGAUGGCGGCUGGGCAACCUGGAGUCCAUUUGGCAGCUGCUCCAGGACCUGUGGGGGUGGGGUCAGGUUUCGGGCCAGGCGCUGUGACAACCCAGCUCCAGCCAACGGGGGGCGUACCUGCUUCGGAAACAGUUAUGAGUUCCAGCUGUGCAGUCAAGAAGAGUGUCCACCACUGACUGACUUCAGGGAGGAUCAGUGUAAAGUCUGGAAUCCAUUUUAUGAACACGAAGGAAGCAAACAUCACUGGCUGCCGUACCAACACCCUGACCCUGAUGAGCGCUGUCGUCUGUACUGUCAGUCAAAGGAAACAGGCGCCGUGGUUUCCAUGAACAGAAUGGUGCAUGAUGGGACGCCAUGUUCCUACAGUGAUGCCCACAGCGUCUGCGUCCGAGGAGAGUGUGAGCAUGUAGGUUGUGAUGGACAGAUCGCUUCAGACCAGCAGGAGGACCGAUGUGGUGUCUGUGGAGGAGAUAACUCCAGUUGUAAGAUCAUCAAAGGAAACUUCACCCGCAGCACCAAGAAACAAGGUUACUUGAAAAUCCUGGAGAUCCCCAAAGGAGCCCGACAUCUGCUGAUCCAGGAGUUCAAAGGGACUCCUCACAUCCUGGCGGUGAAGAACCAGGAGACAGGUCACCUAUUCCUCAACGAUGAAGACGAGCUCCCAGAAUCCAGAGUGGUGAUUGAGAAGGGGGUGGCGUGGGAGUACAGCAACACUGAGGAGCAGGAGUCCAUCCAGACCCCAGGGCCACUGAAAUACGGAGUCCUGCUCAUGGUCCGUCCCCAUGGCGACUCCAAGGUGACGGUGUCCUAUAAGUACAUCAUCCAGGAUCAUCUCCGGUCCUCGCUGGAGUCCAACGUGGUGCAAGAGGACGCCAUCUUCUACGAGUGGGCACUGAAGAAGUGGUCACAGUGCUCCAAACCCUGCGGAGGAGGGAAACAGUACACAAGGUUUGGCUGCAGGAGGAAGGCUGAUGGGAAAAUGGUUCACAGGAUGUUCUGCUCCAACAUCAACAAACCUAGAGCCAUCAGCCGCACCUGCAACACCAACGCCUGCAGCUCGCCACGCUGGGUGACCGGAGAGUGGGAGGACUGCAGUGCCUCCUGUGGUCAGACAGGGUGGCAGCGUCGCUGGGUGAGCUGCCAGCAGGCGACCAGCAUGGGGCAGCAGCACCAGCACUCAGUGAACAGCAAACUCUGUGGGGAGGACCGCCCGGAUGGGAAACAAACCUGCAACCGCUUCCCUUGCCCUGCUUCCUGGCGGACUGGGCCCUGGACCCCGUGUUCAGUAUCAUGUGGAAACGGGACUCAGGAGCGUCAAGUUAAAUGUUCAAGUCCUGAGGGUUCAGCCCGAAACUGCAGUGAGCCUCGACCGAGCACAACCCGCACCUGCCAGGCCCUGCUUUGUAACGGCGACCAGAGGAACUCCAUCAUUCAGUGGCUGUCCAGGUCCAACACAAAUUUCACAGCUUCAAAUUUCAGCUCCAGGCAGCGUUGCCGUGGGGACCGCUCAAUAUUUUGCCAGAUGCAGGUGUUGAGGCGGUAUUGCUCCAACGCUGGAUACCGUCAGAUGUGCUGCAAGGCCUGCAGCAACUUCAGCGACUUCAGCAACUUCAGCAACUCUGACAACUCCAGCAGCACAAAUCUGCCGACAGCCAACAGCAGUUUGUGGAGUGUAACCACAGAGACGAUGACUUCAUUAACCACCUCCACCUGGUCUGAAAGCCGCUUCAUCAUCAGUGACAUCACUAGCACUCCCCCUCUGAGCUUCACUGUAACUCCGCCCCCAACCAGCAGGAGCAGCACUGACUUUGAGUACGUGGAGUACGACGAUUACAACGAGUAUUCGUCCUACGACGAUCCUUCUGUUGCCUCUGACACUCCGGAUAUCAUUCCCACUACAACUACAAAAACUACCACAACAAGACGUCCAAGAAAAACUGCUCCACCUCAUUUAUUCGGGAGGAAAACUACCACUCCCACAAUGCCCCUUGCUACCAUUCCCACAGUAACUACUGAAGGUCAAAGUCCAACACUGGUGCCAAUCAGGACAUCUGCCGUCCCAGAAUUCCCCACCACAGCAACAUCAGCUGAUCCUGAUGACAUCGUCACCACCGCAUUAUCACCAAACAGAACAUUAGGUGUAAGGAGCCUUCAGACUGAAGUUAGUCCGACAGAACCUGCACCAACGCCAACAUCGGCGUCAUCGUCCUCCUUCGUCCCGCUCUCUAAGAAGGAGAACAACUCAGUGGACGAGGUCCCGUACCGGAUCGUGGGUUUGGAUGGUGAUAUCACCAAGGGACAGCAGAACUACUUUGUGCCGCGGAUGCCGCCAUUUCGCGAGCGAACACAAAACAAACGCAUCCAGCAGCUCCUGAACGAGAAACGACGUCAAGAUCUUCUGAGGAGAUCCAACAGGAGCCGAGAGGGCAGGACUGACAGGAAACAUGUCGGAUUGUAAAAAUAUUUCUGUUUUAGUUUUAUUGUUCACUCGUGAUGCCGCAUGUGCAGCUUGCUCACUUCCUGCUAAUGCUAAUGAACUUGUGACGAGAAACAGACUGCGACAAAACAAACAACCAGCAGGUUCUCUCGACCUUCAGCUUCCUGUUUCCUAAAGUUUACAGUCAUAAAGCAACGUUAGCUUGAAUCUAGAAUAAAGACAAAGGUUAAUUGUGUAAGACCAGAACGUGGAAGCAUUUGCUUCAUUCUUCCCAAAUGUUUAUAGGGAGAAACUUUUUUCUGGUUUUUACAUUCAUGAUGUUUGUAUCAAAUAAUCCUAAAUAAAGUCUCAUUCAGCUGC